AUGGAGGUUGAGAUUGGCGACGACCCAGCCAUGGCGGAGCAUGCCAACAUCGCGGAGCUGCUUCGAACAAUCCUGGCGCAGCAAAAUACUGCGAUCCAAAGCCAAUUUGACAAUUUGACUAAGCAAUUGGCCGAACUUAGAACAACUGUAAACGCCCCUGUUCAACCGAGGGAUGUUGCAGGGGAAAUUCGGGUGCCUGAACGGAAUCAAAUUCAGGGCAAUUUUGAGUUGCCACCACCAGAAGCAGGACAAGGGAACAAUGUUGUUGAUUUAAGAGGCAUUAAGCUGCAAGUGCCAUCGUUUUGUGGUACGAACAACGCCUCCAUGUAUGUGGAUAGGGAGCGUAAAAUUACAUUGUUCUUUCAAUGCGGGGAGUACUCAGAGCCUCAGAAGGUGACCCUCGCAACGUAUGAGUUCAUUGAUUAUGCAGCACAGUGGUGGGAAAAAACUCAACUACGAGGUCGAUAA
Molecule: messenger RNA, 468 nt
Organism: Linum trigynum
Lineage: Eukaryota; Viridiplantae; Streptophyta; Magnoliopsida; Malpighiales; Linaceae
Source: the annotation of a GenBank genome assembly